AAUAUUUGCAAAGGUUUUCAGGUCUGAGUACAUUGUGAACAUGAGAUACUUUUGAGACAAUAUUGAAGUUGAGGUGUAAAAUUUAUUACUAAAGCAAGUUGACCUAAGCACCACCAAUGAGAAGGUUUAUAUCAUUAUAAAAUUGAUCUAAUUUUUAAUUCACAUCCACUGUUUUUUUUUAACAGUUUACUUUCAAUUUUAUUUUGUAUUUGUUUCAGGUAGACAGCUUAGUGGUUAGUCACACACUUUACAUAAUGCUUUCUUUCCCUGGUAUCUCCAGCACCCAACUGGCACCAUGCCUGGUAAUCACAAAAUUAUUGACUAUAUUCCCUCUGCUUUUCUUUAUAUCCCCAUGACCAUUUUGUAAUUUCGCAUUCACUUCCAAAAAGCCAUUGGUACUGGCUGAUUUAAAACUUUUGCUAAGUGACAGUAUUACCUUCAGAGCAAAAAAAUCAGGAAAGGUAUCAGGGUGGUAGAAGCGAUGGGUGGGCUCAAUGAGAAGCUAAAAUUUAAACAAAGACCUGUGGAUAAGAGGGGAAUAGCUUCAUAUUGCAAUAAGUUCCAUUAACAGUGUUACUGGAGAAACAGUAUUUUAAUAGCAAAGCUUAAGGCUUAUAAUUUAAAAUAACUUUAAAAAAUACAUACACAUACAGACCUGUGUGAUAGUAACACUGUUAUUUGACCAUGGGUUUAAACAUUGUUAGCUUAUUAAUUUAGCAAAUAUUUGAACUUGUACUAUUUGUAGGGCAUUUUGUUAGGUUCUUAGACUCUUGAAAAAAUCCUGGAUUGUUAAAAUAGCAAUAAAAGUGACUGUUAAGUAUAUUUUCUCUGUAAUGAUUUGAUUUAAUUUAAAUUUUAUCUGUAACAAGGAUAGUAAUUUCUGUUUCAAAUUCUCUUUUCUGCAAUGUUGUUUCCUCUGAAUUUAUGAGCCACUUUUACUACUAAGUCGGUUGACACUGAUGCUACUGCUUAUCACCAUGAUCCCGUGUUCCUGUUUAAAGUGAUCGUGUCAUUUUCAAUCAGGCAGCCCACCCGAACAUGCGGACCUAUUACUUCUGCACUGACACGAUAAAGGAGAUGGAGCUGUGGAUGAAAGCCAUGCUAGAUGCUGCCCUGGUGCAGACAGAACCUGUGAAAAGAAUUACCUUUAAUUUCCGAGUGGACAAGAUUACAUCUGAAAAUGCACCAGCUAAAGAAAUCAAUAACUAUCCCAACCACAGAGUGCUCAUUAAACCAGAGGCCCAAAAUAACCAGAAAAACAAGGAAAUAAGCAGAAAUGAAGAAAAAAAGGCAUUAGAAGCUGAAAAAUAUGGAUUUCAGAAGGAUGGUCAAGAUAGACCUUUAACAAAAAUUAAUAGUGUAAAGUUGAAUUCUCUGCCAUCUGAAUAUGAUGGGUCAACAUGCCCAGCUCAGACUGGACACUACAGGCCAGUCAAUGUGAAUAGUUUAGAGAACAAAACUAUCAAUGUGAGCCUGGCAGAUCUUAAAGGUGGAAGUCAGCCAAAUACAGGGCCCUCACACACAGAGGCUGACCGAGUCAUACAGAGAACCAAUUCGAUGCAGCAGCUGGAACACUGGAUUAAAACCCAGAAGGGGAGGGGUCAUGAAGAAGAAGUCAGGGGAGUAAUCUCUUACCAAACAUUACCGAGAAAUAUGCCAAGCCACAGAGCCCAGAUUGUGGCCCGGUAUCCUGAAGGUUAUAGAACACUCCCAAGAAACAGCAAGACCAGGCCCGAAAGUAUCUGCAGUGUAACCCCUUCCACUCACGACAGAGCGGUAGGAUCUGGAGCAGAAGAGAAGCGAAGAUCAAUGAGAGACGACACGAUGUGGCAGCUGUACGAAUGGCAGCAGCGUCAGUUCUAUAAUAAGCAGGGCACCCUCCCUCGUCACGGCACUCUGACCAGCCCUAAAACCAUGGUUAACAUUUCUGACCAGACAAUGCACUCCAUUCCCACAUCACCUUCCCAUGGCUCGAUUGCUGCGUAUCAGGGGUACUCCCCUCAACGAACCUACAGAUCGGAAGUGUCUUCGCCAAUUCAGAGAGGCGAUGUGACGAUAGACCGCAGGCACAGGGCCCACCACCCUAAGCAUGUCUAUGUGCCUGACAGAAGGUCAAUGCCAGCUGGCCUGACUUUACAGCCUAUUAGUCCCCAGAGCCUCCAAGGCAAAACACCAGAGGAGCUUACGCUGCUGCUAAUAAAGCUGAGACGGCAGCAAGCCGAACUGAGUAGUGUCCGGGAGCAUACGUUAGCACAGCUCAUGCAGCUAAAGCUUGAGGCCCACAGCCCAAAGAAUGAAAUUCUUUUGCAUCAUCUUCAAAGGAACACCAUAUAUUUGGAUCAUCAGAUGAAAGAGAAUGAACCUAUUAUCACCAUGGUUCACACAAUGAUUGAGAACUCGGCGCUAAGACCCCAACUGUACCAGCAAUUCUUAAGACAGAAGAACAAGAUAAGUCUAUAUUGUCUGUCACAAGAUGAAUGCAGAGGCACAUUGUACAAAUACAGACCUGACGAAGUCGAUAUUGAUGCCAAGUUAAGCCGUCUGUGUGAACAAGAUAAAGUGGUACAUGCUCUGGAAGAGAAACUUCAGCAGCUCCACAAGGAGAAAUACACGCUUGAGCAAGCUUUGCUGUCGGCGAGCCAGGAGAUAGAAAUGAACGCAGAUAACCCAGCAGCCAUUCAGACCGUGGUGUUGCAGAGAGACGACUUACAAAACGGGCUGCUCAGCACCUGUCGAGAGCUUUCUCGAGCCACUGCCGAACUGGAACGAGCAUGGAGAGAAUAUGAUAAGUUAGAAUACGAUGUAACUGUCACCAGGAACCAGAUGCAGGAGCAGCUGGAUCGCCUUGGAGAAGUUCAGACUGAAUCAGCAGGAAUUCAGCGUGCACAGAUUCAGAAAGAACUUUGGAGAAUCCAGGAUGUCAUGGAAGGCCUGAGUAAGCACAAACAGCAAAGAGGCACUACAGAAACGGGUAUGACAGUAUCAAGGCCUUUCUCAACAGUUAAGUACAAAAAUGAGGAAGAGGAAGUAGUCCCACCUCGUCCUCCACUUCCUCGGUCCUAUGACUUUACAGAGCAGCCUCCCAUAAUCCCCCCUCUGCCCAGUGAUAGCAGCUCCUUGCUCUGUUAUAGCAGGGGCCCAGUCCAUCUGCCUGAAGAAAAGAAGAUUCAUCAAGUUCAAGGAUAUACAAGAAAUGGAUCUCACUGUGGUCCAGAUUAUAGACUCUACAAGAGUGAACCAGAGUUAACAACGGUAGCAGAAGUUGAUGAAUCUAAUGGAGAAGAAAAAUCAGAACCCGUUUCAGAAAUGGAAACUUCAGUUAAAGGUGCCCACUUUCCUGUUGGAGUGGUCCCUCCAAGAACAAAAUCACCAACACCUGAAUCUUCCACAAUAGCCUCAUAUGUAACCUUAAGGAAAACUAAGAAGAUGAUGGAUUCAAGAACGGAAAGACCAAGAAGUGCAGUGGAACAGCUCUGUUUGGCUGAAAGUACUCGACCUCGGAUGACUGUGGAAGAACAAAUGGAGAGAAUAAGGAGACAUCAACAAGCAUGCUUAAGGGAAAAGAAAAAAGUAUUAAAUGUUAUUGGUGCUUUAGACCAGUCACCCUUACCAAGUCCUUCAAAUUUAAGGGACAAUCCAUUCAGGGUUACCCAGACUCGAAAGAAAGAUGAUAACAUAAAGGAAGUGGACACUGUCGCUAGAGAAGAUGAUAUAAAGACAAACCAUGAAGAUUCUGCCGCAGAAGUUGUUCGACUAGAAGAAACUGAACCUCAAAAUACAGAUUUCAGCAAAGAGUUUAAAAAAACUGAAAAUGUUUUUUAUGAAACACCUUCCAAACUUGAGCCAAAUGGAGUAAAUUCUGAAGAAGUGAUGGAUAAAGAAAGAAACAAAGAAGAAAUGCCUGAGGAUAUUUCAUACAGCCCUGAGGAUGAGACACAGAUCACAAAUCAUAAAUCAGAAGGCCACCCUGAAGAAAAUACAAAGGACAGUAUCCAUGAGCAGGAAGAAAGUGUCACUUCUCAUGAACCGGCUCCCGAGGCUUCUAAAGGAAACCAAACAAUGGCAGGGAAAAGUCUGUCCUCCUCUCCUGAGUCGUCAGCCUCACCGGUCCCGUCUGCUCAGCCACAGCUCACAGAAGGAUCGCAUUUCAUGUGUGUGUAGUCUCGAGAAAACUACCCUGACUUCUGUUGAACCCAUUCAAACCUAAGGACACGGACCUUCGGCAAUGUGAGAAGAUAUUGUACAGUAUAUUUUAAAUCUAUGAAAUUCAUAGUUCUGAUGCUUUUGGCCACAGAGCAUCAUUUUAUCACUUAUGGAAAAUGUUUAUUCCAAAACAGCUUUAAUGGCCCAUACGUACACUCCCUGAUCUCUGGGUUGUUAUCCUGACACCAGCUUGCUGCUAUGAUUUCAGAGCACAGAGGUCAAGGUGCUUUUCACCGUGCAGCCCACCGCCCGUACUCCCUGAGUCGCUCAUUUCCACAUUUUGAUGUUUCUAAAGUCUGGGUGGAGUUACAUUUCUUUUUUCUUUUCAGUACAUCAUUUUAGUUAUUCCCAGGAAGCUUAUUUUCUUUUGUCUUUUUUUUUCUUCCCAUUUUGGCUACUGCAGUGCUUUGUUUCACACUUGAUUUGUAAAAAUUUUAUAUAUAUAUUUAAAAUGUGCCAUUUUAUUAUUGCUAAGUGAAGGACGUCCUGCUUUCCGCUAUAAUUAUUUCUCGGUCAGAUUGCAGUGUCAGCAGUUACCGCCACACUCUUGUCAGCUUAAACACAAAUGUGCUCGCUUACUGUUUCUUGAAAAACAAUUUAAAAUGUGGGUGUUUCGAAGUACUGGGCUUAUACUUCAUUGGAAUAGAUGUGUACAGCAAUAAGCAGGUUUUCAAAUCCAGUACUUAGUUUGUGUACAAAUGUAAUUAUGUUCAUUGUGUAUAUAUUAUACAAUGAGCACAUGUAAUGUAAGUAUUAAAGGCUACUUACUAUUGUUUAAAUGCAAAUGUUCAUAUCUCAUUUCUUUUUUUAUCAUGUUAAAUAAAUGUUGAUGUUCUUAAA
Molecule: messenger RNA, 5043 nt
Organism: Phyllostomus discolor (pale spear-nosed bat)
Lineage: Eukaryota; Metazoa; Chordata; Mammalia; Chiroptera; Phyllostomidae
Gene: PLEKHA5
Product: pleckstrin homology domain containing A5
Exons: 25
Coding region: 1039-4161 (1040 amino acids)
Cellular component (GO): cytosol
Molecular function (GO): phosphatidylinositol-5-phosphate binding; phosphatidylinositol-3,5-bisphosphate binding; phosphatidylinositol-3-phosphate binding
Source: RefSeq, a predicted model, not a curated record